ACCCUAAAAAAGAAAUGAACACUAUAAAUACAGAAGAUGUUGGCUGUAAUAAUCUCUAAAGGAUUCAAAGCUCGUUUAGUUUUCCUUUUCAAAGCAUUCAUAUUUUCACUUUUCAAUGGCUCAGUUGGUAAUAUUUUUGUGUUGAAAUUGUCAUUACAUCCUGACAGCAGUGUUGCUGACUUGGCAACCUUCUUGCUACACUCAGCAUUUGUUGGUGCUGCUGCUGCUUCUUUGGGAAAGAGUCUGCAGCACUGGGUAGGUAGGACCAUAAUCUUCUUAGUAUUUAAAGUAAACCAAUCCUCCCCUUUUAAACAAAAUAGGAAUGCGUGACAGUCUUUAUUCAAAGAAAACCCAAUAAGAUUGCAAACUUAAUUAACUAUUUCUAUAACUGGGCAAACUGAAUUCUAUGGCAUUAUAUCAAAUCAUAUAUUCAUGGAAAACAGGAAAUUCCUUUUUGGAAGUAAGUGUUGUUGGUAAUGUUGCCCCCCCCCCCCUCUACUUACACAUCAUCUGAUCCGAGCAGCGCCUUCAGGAGUGAAUCCCCCUCAGCUCGUAUUCUGUAUCUCCUUCAAUCCAAAGCUAUUUAAGGCCUCUGCAGCUCCACACCAUAUUGUGCGUGUUGUGUUACUGUUGGGCAGUGAUCUAGGGCCUCCGGACUCUGGAGGCAGCCCAAAGCGGAGGUUGUUGGAUUGUGUAAUAGUGGAGGGAUUUGUCCUAGUUAAUGUUAUGGUGGGAAAGACAAAACGAAAGUCUUAAGAAGACUCCACACGAUACCUUCAUUAAAUAACAAAAAAAGGAUGAAAUAAUAACUGAACUAAAUGAGAAAAGCCAAAAAAAGUUUCGAGGGGGUAGCCAUAUGAGUAAAUACUGCGGCUGAUUUGAGAGGUGGAAGAUAUCAAAUUUGGGGCAGGUUACCAUGGUUGCAGGAUGGAUCGCUCUCUUAUGUAUCCAGCUAAAGUUUGUUAUGAAAUAGUUGAGUGUUAAAUCAAUAUGAUGUAGGUUGGUCCAUAAAAAGUUCAUUCAUUCUGUGUCUUUCUUGUACACCUUUGACGGAGUUCUUUCAACUUCAAGAAUUUAGUCACACAACUGUGCUAUUGAAGGCUUUUCUCUGGGAUAAACUCAUUGUUGAAUCAAUGACACAUGUUAGAGGGGGUGUGUCUCUCUUCUAUGACCUGUGGUUGGUCCGUACGGAGUGAUUAAUGGCUAAGUUGCUUCAGUAAUGAUUUUUAAGUGCCAGUUAAUCAGGCUCCUCGGUCGGUAGCGCGAGGGGAAGGUUGGGUUUGUCUGGUUGGAAUGGAAGCUGUGUUCAUGUGUGUAGCUCGUAGAAAUGGAAAAGCAGCAGACCAAUCAAUCCUACUACAGUCAGAACAUUUUGUAUCUGUUAAUAAAGCUACGUCCUGGCUCUUAUUGUUGUAUUAUUAUGCUAUUGAAUGGUUAAAUCAAUCAAAUUAACAGCUCCUCUUUUAUUUUAGAAAUAGUAUGAUACAGCUUUUAGACGUUCAGAUAUAUCUCCUAUAGAAGACAGAAACUAGGGUGCGGUCAAGAUGAGUUAAUUUCCUGGAGGAUUUAUUGUACCGGCCCUUAUUUAUCACCAUUGUCCCACAUUCCAUGCAGUGUCGAACAAAAGUGCUACAAAGAGGUCUAUUGGUAAGUGAAACACCAAAUCCUCCUUUCCUAGUCAGUGUCUCCUGUGUCUAACCAAACACCCACGGCUGUAUCAACACAAAAGAAAGAGAUUUUGCUUGGAUUUCAUUGCUAAAAAGGAUGCUUAUAUAAACUAUGUCAUGAUACUGAUUUGUAAAAAGUCUAAAUUCAUGUUUUGUUAGUUCUCUCCACCAAAGACAUAACUUUUAAAUGGCUAGUUUUCUCAAUGGAGAUCUGAUCAAUUGGUGCUAUGAUUUGCUGACUUUGUAGCAGCUCCAUCAACACUUUAUACACCGUUUACUCUGCUCAAUAUGAGCUAUUGUGGAGCUUUGGUCCCCACUUGUGGCUACAAAGUUCCUGAUUCUACCACAGCAGGACAUAAGUGAAGGCUGGAGGAGUAAAGUAAAGCAUUUUGAUCAGGCUCUUCUUUUUCUGACCACACGCUGGUUAAUGUCUGCAGACAGAUGCAGAUGCAGAAUUUGCAUUCAACAAGAUUUGAUAUCUGUGUUUGAUAUGGAGACACAGAGGCUUCAAUGCCCCAGUGGUUACUGAUGGCUGCUGAGACUCACUGGACUUCCCAUUAGUGUAAUUAUGUGUAUUUGUUUGUCUAGUCCUGUGUGUGGUAUAUUGUGAAUAAUAACUUUUCUCGUGUUUUUUCCAGGUCAUACUGUCAGGCAUCGUAGGUCUCACAACAUGGAGAAGGCCUAUGCUGUUACUGGUGAGCAUUGGUUACACCAGCUGACUGUCAGCUGGUGUAAGCUGGGUUUCCUGUGACUCCAAAAAGACUCAUUUAUAUCAAAGGUCAAUGUGUUUGUCCUUCUCUCUUUGGUGUGUGUGCUCCUUAACCUGGCUGGAUUCAUCCUGUGCUGCCAGGGGGCCCAGCUGGUUUCCAGUAUGACCAGCUGCCAACUGAGUGAGGCUGGAGAUGUGUGCUACUGCUGCGCCCUCUCCCCGACCUCCAACUGUCCCCAAGAGAAGCUGCUGCAACUCCACCCUGCCCCCUCCUGCAGCACCAUGAGGGUGCUGCUCAAGAAAGUGCUGUUUGCGCUGUGCGCUCUGAACGCUCUGACGACCGCCGUGUGCCUCAUGGCGGCCGCCCUGAGGUACCUGCAGAUCUUCAGUGCAAGAACACAGUGCCUGGACGAGCACAGGGCCGCUGGUGAACAAGGGGAGGACCCUGGUCAUGGGCCAGACCCAGAUGAGUUUGUGGCCCCUGCCCCACCCCCAUCCUACUUCUCCACUUUCUACUCUUACACACCACGUCUGGCUCGCCGGAUCCUCGGGGACAGUGUGAUCCCUCUCCCUCACAUCUACGGGUCUCGGAUCAAAGGGGUGGAGGUCUUCUGUCCUCUAGACCCCCCCCCUACGUACGAGGUUGUUGCCGGCAGCUCCACCGAUGCAUCCACACAGGAGACCGACAUUGUUCUGACGGAGUGGACGACAAACCCAACUCCGCCAGUACCAUCUGUUCCAGAUGGGAGCCAUCAAUUGGAAUCGACAUCACCAGGCACCAAGCCCCAGAUCCUGCCCCCCCCUCCUCCCUCUCUUCCUUCUCCAUCACAGCAGCAGUCGUCUGCAGCACCGACCCCCUGCAGCAAGGCGAGGAUCCAGCGAUCCAACAGUGACCCGGUGUUGAUGGACCUUGCCGCUAAAAUGCAGAGCAGCAGUGACGCUCCGUCGCUUCAGACCACUGAUUCGUCCACCCAGACCUCCCAGCCCACGCUGGCCUCCUGCCCCCAGGGCCAGGUCACUCUGAGACGAGGCAACAAACCCAACGGCCGGCCACGGCCCACCUCCAUGGUGGACUACCAAAGCUACCGGCACACGCAGCAGCUGGUCAGGAAGAUCCUGGAUCAGCCGGCUGCCCAGGGCCUGGCCCCAGAGGUCCUGGAGCUGGUGGACAGCAUACGGAACGUCCUGCAGUCGGACCAGGAGCACAUGGAGGAGGCCGUGCGCUGUGCCAGCUACAUAGAACAGGUGUUCACUGACUCACCAAUGGGUCCCAGUCAGCCAGCAGAGAGUCAUUCGGUGACUUUUCCUCGCCCCUGGAGAAGGAGGAGGAGGAGGCCCUGCCUGCUGCACCUGCAGAGCUGCGGGGACCUCAGCUCCUUCACCUGUCAGUCAGUGGAGCGACGUGGAAACCAUACAUGCGCGGCCUCGACAGGGGGCUCCAGGGCGGGGUCAAGGACAGGGUCCCUUCUGGAGCGCCCUGAACGGCCACACAGUCUGAUUGGAGUAUUUAGAGAGACGGUGCUUUGAGAAGAAAACCACCUGUUGGACCUGGCUGUAGAUAGACUUCUAGAGAAAUCGGUUGUAACAAACAACUGAGAAGGAUCUGAGACUGUAAUGUGUAAUGUAAAGUGUGCACAUGUUUGUACAAGUGCCAUUUUCUCUUUUUCUCUCCCUUUUUUGCUCUGCUAAUACUGUUCUUUUAGCCAUUUUAUUGGUGAAGAGAUAAAAAUGUGUGGAAAAAUUGAUCUUGUACUAAAGUGUAAUACCAAGCAUUUAUAGGUUUAUAGCGAUGGGAUUUUAACAUCUGAACAACUUUGCAUUUCUUUCAGUCAACUGAAUACAAAUGUACAUUGCUGCAAUUACUCUACAGUGGUUAGGGGUAGUUAUUUAGUCCUUCAAUUACAUUGGCAUACAUCAUUUUAGAUAUUAGAUAGGAUUGCUACUUUUUUGAUUAUAUGGUAAUAAACUCACCUAUCUGUCUGACUUGUGGAUAGUUACUUGCUAUCCACAGCAGAGAGCUUUGUAUGUUUCAUUUUCUAUGAGGAAAUUUUGCUGCUGGCUGCAAGCAGUUCAAUUCAUUUUAUUUUGUAUAGCCCAAAAUUGCAAAUUUAAAUUUAAAAAAAAAUAAAAAACCCUUCAAUGGGGAAAAAGGGAAGAAACCUUAGUGGGAACGUCAGAGGAGGGAUCCCUCUCCCGGGAUGGACAGACUGCAAUGGAUGUCAUGCAUGAACAACGUAAAAGAUGUACAUUACAUUAAUUUCUUAAUGCCAAUGAUUGCAGUGGCAGUUGUCAGCCGGGCAAAAGACAGGAGCAGGGUCCAGAUAGAUCCUGUGAGAAAGCACAAAUACUACUACUACAGCAAUAGAAAUGGGAACAUCAAUGGUGUUUGACGCCGUAGGUGUCCGGCCCACAAGAUUGUUGCAAGAUGUUACAAAUAAAUCCAGUUUCAACAAAUAAAGUGGCAAUGUGCUAAAAAUCA
Pungitius pungitius (ninespine stickleback) is the source of this 4855-nucleotide messenger RNA. RefSeq names its product family with sequence similarity 189 member A2 (gene entrep1). Gene Ontology annotation, cellular component: membrane. The transcript is spliced from 10 exons. NCBI's taxonomy places the organism in Eukaryota, Metazoa, Chordata, Actinopteri, Perciformes, Gasterosteidae. The coding region runs from base 2539 to 3903 and encodes 454 amino acids. The record is from RefSeq and is a predicted model, not a curated record.